Colossoma macropomum (tambaqui) is the source of this 6522-nucleotide messenger RNA. It is a transcript of the gene erbin, whose product is annotated as erbb2 interacting protein. The record is from RefSeq and is a predicted model, not a curated record. Lineage: Eukaryota; Metazoa; Chordata; Actinopteri; Characiformes; Serrasalmidae. Gene Ontology annotation, biological process: neurotransmitter receptor transport postsynaptic membrane to endosome; neurotransmitter receptor transport, endosome to postsynaptic membrane. Bases 106 to 4251 code for a protein of 1381 amino acids. Gene Ontology annotation, molecular function: protein binding. The transcript has 25 exons. Gene Ontology annotation, cellular component: adherens junction; postsynaptic membrane; postsynaptic density.
UUUACAGUGUCUGAGGUCCGUGUGUGUGUGUGUGUGUGUGUGUGUGUGGGUGUGUGUGUGUGUGUGUGUGUGUGGGUGUGUGUAUGAGUGCGUGUGUGUGGGAGGAUGAGCUCUAAGCGGAGUUUGUUGGUGCGGCUGGUGCCAUGCCGGUGUCUGAGGGGGGAGGAGGAAACGGUCACGUCGCUGGACUACUCCCACUGCAGUCUGGAGCAGGUGCCCAAAGAGAUCUUCAGUUUCGAGAAGACGCUGGAGGAGCUCUACCUGGAUGCCAACCAGAUUGAGGAGCUACCUAAACAACUCUUUAACUGCCAGUUACUGCACCGACUGAGUCUGCCAGACAACGACCUCACCGUGCUGCCGCCGGCCAUCGCUAACCUCAUCAAUCUCAGGGAGCUGGACAUCAGCAAGAACAGCAUACAGGAGUUUCCAGAAAACAUUAAGAACUGCAAAGUCCUUGCAAUUGUUGAAGCGAGUGUGAAUCCCAUUUCAAAACUCCCUGAAGGAUUCACGCAGCUCCUCAGUCUGACACAGCUCUACCUGAAUGACGCCUUCCUCGAGUUCCUUCCAGCCAGCUUCGGCAGGCUAACCAAACUGCAGAUCCUGGAGCUUCGGGAGAACCAGUUAAAGAUGCUGCCAAAAAGCAUGCAUAAGCUGACGCAGCUGGAACGUCUGGACCUGGGGAGUAACGAGUUCACUGAAGUGCCUGAGGUUUUGGAGCAGCUUACAGGAAUAAAGGAGCUGUGGAUGGAUGGAAACAAGCUCACAGUUUUACCGGGGAUGAUCGGGAUGCUGAAGCAGCUGACCUAUUUAGAUGUGUCCAAGAACAACAUGGAGCUGGUGGAUGACCAGAUCAGCGGCUGUGAGAACCUGCAGGACCUGCUGCUGUCCAACAACGCCCUCACUCAGCUACCCAGCGCUAUAGGCUCUCUGAAGAAGCUGACCGCUCUAAAGGUGGAUGAGAAUCAGCUUGUGCGUCUGCCGGACUCUAUAGGCGGGCUGACCGCUCUGGACGAGCUGGACUGUAGCUUUAAUGAGAUUGAGUCUCUGCCUGCUGCAGUUGGUCAGUGUGUGAACUUGCGGACCUUUGCAGCUGACCACAACUUCCUCACCCAGCUGCCUCCAGAGAUGGGCUGCCUGAAGAACGCCACUGUGCUUUUUCUGCACUCCAACAAGCUAGAGUCUCUGCCGGAGGAGAUGGGCGACAUGCAGAAACUCAAGGUCAUCAAUCUGAGCGACAACAAGCUGAAGAACCUUCCCUACAGUUUCACCAAGCUGAAUCAGAUGACUGCUAUGUGGCUGUCCGAAAAUCAGUCUAAACCGCUCAUCCCCCUGCAGAAGGAGGAGGAACCAGAGACACACAAAACCGUUCUCACCAACUACAUGUUCCCACAGCAGAGCAGAACUGAAGAAUAUGUGCCUAAUUCAGACAGUGAGAGUUUUAACCCGACUCUAUGGGAGGAGCAGAGAAAGCAGAGGGCACAGGUGGCGUUCGAGUGUGACGAGGACAAGGAUGAGAGAGAGACUCCACCACGGGAAGGGAACCUGAAGCGCUACCCAACGCCAUACCCUGACGAGCUGAAGAACAUGGUAAAAACAGCACAGUCUGUAGCCCACCGGCUCAAGGAGGAUGAGUCAGGAGACGAGACGUCUAGUGAGAAGAACCACAUCGGAGUGCAGAGUGUAGGAGUUAAGGUGAUUGAAACUCCCUGUGCCAAUGGCAAAGCACUUGAGCUGGAGUCCAAAGCCACAGCGAACAGCGUCCAAAACGCCACUCCACCUGAACCAAGAGACGUUCCAGAUAACCACGAUACUGAGAGAGUCCCUCUGAAGAGCUCAGAUAGCUCUAGAGCCAUGGUCAACCAUGAGGACACACUUGAGGAUUCAGAGGAGCUGUCGUCUGAGGAAGAGGAGAUGAGGAUUGCUGAGAUGAGACCUCCCCUCAUCGAGAUCUCCAUCAACCAGCCCAAAGUGGUGGCCCUCAGCAAGGACAAAAAAGAUGACAGUAAAGACGCUGACUCAUUGCUGGACGAGACUGUGGCAAAUAGUAACCAGAACAACAGUAACUGCUCUUCACCCUCUCGCAUGUCUGACUCCGUGUCCUUGACCACAGACAGCAGCCAGGACAACUCCCUCUGCACUCCCGAGAGAGAGGCCAAGAUGCCACUUGUCCCCAAGAACAGGCAAGAGGAUGAAAAUCUGAACCAGCUGAAGGAAACAGUCCCACUGCUUCAGAACUGCAACGGCUCUGAGACGUCUCUGCAGACAGUUCUGAAGACCCAGCGCAGCUACGAGAGCAAAGCUGGCAAGAUGACCAAUUAUGACCUCUCAAUGGAGGAGCGGCUAGCGCUCAUUGAGAAGGGCAUUAAUAACGGCAUGGCCGACCAGUACAGCAAGUGGGACCAGAUCAACAUGAACGUGUCCAAAUUUCCGCCCGACAACAUGGUGGUCUGUGAGGACCUGGAGAAGACAAAGAGCAGCCUUGGGGAACCUUGUCUGAGCAGCAACAACAACACCUCUGCUCCAUCUCUGGAGAACCUGGAGAAUGGGAACCAGAAUGCAAAAGCACAGCCUGGGGAGCAUUUUAAUGGCCGCAUUGAGGAAACAGUAGUGAGGUACGAGACUGUGAGGACUGCAUCUGCAGGAGUUACAGCAUCCAGUGAUAUGUCCCUUUCCCGCAGCACAGAGGAACUUUCACCGGAGAAAAAGCGACCACCUCCUGUGAUGAAGUCCCAGAGCAUCAGCAACAUGGAGGCUGGUGGCAUGAAGCUGUACUCCAUUGAAGGUGAGAGCCCACCCUAUGAGGCUGUAGCAGGGGCAGCCAGGGUCUCUGGCGCCCAAGGCCAGAGCAUUGUCCGGUCCAAAUCUGCCUCUUUACUGAAUGAUCAACCUCUGCAAGUUUAUCCUGGUUCCUCAGCCUCAUCUUCUGACCUCCUGUCCAGCUCUAAACCUCCAACCAGCGUGACUCGCUAUCCCACUGGCCCUCCACCUCAGUAUAACGUCCAGUACACCAGCAGCACUGUACCUAAAGACAAUCUUUGGGCCCAGCGCACCCCCAUCCCUCCUGACCAGGCCUACCUCCCUCCACAACAUUCACUUGCCAACACCAACUAUUCAAAUCGUAACAAUGCUCCACCCUAUCCUCACCAGUCACAAACGCGUGGUCCACCAAAGGCCCCUCCUGACAUGUGGGCUAAAGAGCGUAUGAUGCCUCCCGGAGGCCAACGAGGCACUUUGCAAAGACAGAGCAGCACGUCCUCCAAUGCAUCCAUGGUCAUGCCGGACCCUCGGCGCAUGCCAGGUCCUGAGAGUGACUAUCUAACCUACAGGGACAUCCACACCAUGGGCCGCGGUCCACCACAUAUGAGCCUCCAAAGGCCUCUGUCGGCCCGCACCUACAGCAUGGAUGAACCUGGAGCUCCACGGCCACAAAGCGCUCGACCCCCAGCCCACGAGGUGCCCGAGAGGACCAUGUCCGUCAGCGACUUCAACUACCAGCAUGGCAGCCCCAACAAGAGGCCCAACUUGAGAGUGAAGUCUGAGCACUCUCUGCUGGAUGGACCUUCUGGAGGAGGAGGCAGGGUACCAGCUGAUUGGAGAGACCAGGUGAUGAGGCACAUUGAGGCCAAGAAGAUGGAGAAGAUGACUGCCCUGUCUCGGUCUUUGGCCUCGCUCUAUGGCAGCCAAGGUUCUCUGGCCUUUAGCACUGUAGAUGGACGGCAGUUUGGAGCCCACGGGCCCAGCGAUGAGGUCUUCAGUCCUUAUGGACAGCAGGGCUACCCAAUUGAUCCACACAGAAAAGUGCCUUUGAUGAACGGCCAGAUGUGUCCUCCUCCAGUCCGACCCCAGAUGACCUGUGCCCAGGCCCAGAUGGCACGUCAUCCAUCCCGAGAGCAGCUCAUCGACUACCUGAUGCUCAAAGUGUCCCAGCAGCCUCCGGGCCCACCGCGCCACCCUCACGAGUCUCUGCCACAGGAGAUGCAUGUGAAGAUUGAGAAGAAUCCUGAGCUGGGGUUCAGCAUAUCAGGAGGAGUGGGAGGGCGGGGGAAUCCCUUCCGUCCUGACGAUAACGGUAUUUUUGUGACAAGAGUUCAGCCAGAAGGACCUGCUUCAAAACUUCUCCAGCCUGGAGAUAAAAUCAUCCAGGCGAAUGGAUACAGCUUUGUCAAUAUUGAUCACGGAAACGCUGUGUCCCUCCUGAAGACCUUUCCCAACACCGUGGACCUGAUCAUCAUCAGAGACAUGGCAGCGUAGAGAUUCUGUGCAACACAUGAUUGUCUGAAUGUUCACUCCAUCAUUUUUGUACAUGGAGGAGCCAGAUUGGUGUAUAGUUGAUUUGAACUGCUUUUCGUGGAAGGACCUCAGAGCUUUGGUAAAAAACAGGGCAAAAACCACUGUGGCAAGUGGACGGAAGACAAUGUCUGGGAGCAUGUGCGUUUCAAGCAACCACAACAAAAGAAUCCUUCACUGUGGGAGAGCUUGUUGGAUUAGUCCAACAAGGACAAGAAAACUGUGUUUUUGUACAAAGUUUUUUUGUUGUUUUUUUGUUUUUCUUUCUAGUCAUUCAACAUAGGGUUCACCAUAGUGGAACGUUAACUGUAGCUGACCAUUAGGGGGCAGGGCUCCCUGUCUGCUGACAUCAGUAUGCCUUUUAUUUUUUUAUUUUUAAAUCAUGUUUCACUUUCUUCUUCCUUUUUUCUUAUUUAAGAGAUUUUUAAAAACCACUCCUCUGACCUGUGUGAGAUUUUAUAUACAUUUUUUUUUAACUGGAGGUCAAUGCUAGGUGCUUGGUGUGGAUUUUCGAAUGUAGAACUGGUGUGCGCUUUGGCCUGGGUGGUAGAUUCAGUGUCUAAAAUACAUCCACUGGGUUCCUGGCAGACGCUGCUUGCCACUUUAGUCUUCUCAACUUCACCGGAACCUUUCUUUAGCCUCGGCCUCGGCCUCUCCUCUGCGCACCCUUAGCUUGAUUUAGAACCAAACCCCCUCCCACCUCAUUCCCCGCAGCGAGAGUGACCCAACUGCCUGAUCCUGUAGAGAAACCUCCACCUGAGACAUUCAGUAAGACGCUGUGUGUUCUAGGACGUGCUGGAGAGCCCUCUGUAUGUCUAACGUGGACUGGAACAUGGUGAAGAACUUCUUUGAGGGUUUUUGGAAGAGGCUGCAGGGCCUACGACUGGCCUUUGCUUGGACACACAUGGACACAUGAGGUGGUGUGACUAAGUUAACCAAAGCUUGUGUGGAAACUUUACCUGGGUGGUGGGGUACUGGGGAGAUGGACAGGGUAAUUCUGGGUGUUCUUGGGCCAUUGUGGGCCAUCUCGGGACCUGCAUUUUCCUUUUGUUGAAGCUAGUGGGUCCAGUAUUCACAAAUCGUCUCUGUUUAGGAAGGCUCCUGUACUCAGCUCAGCACUCUGGAGAUAUUUUGUGGACACUGGCCCAAAACCUAAAGGGCUUCCUCAGAACCCUCCUCAAAACUGACCUUUGGAAAGGGUUUCUCACCUGGACUCGACACGGUUUGCCUUUCUGUAAGCAUCACCUUCCUAAGCGUGCAGUUUUUUUCUCUUUUUUGUUUUUUGGUUUUCUUUUUCCUUGUACUGUUUUAAUCAUGAACAUUUCGCUUCAGUGAGAAUUUGAUACAGGCAGGGAGAAGAACUUGACAAGUGCCAACAAACCCUGAUCUGUCUGAAAUGGGGGGAAAGGUCACACUUUUUUUUUUUUUGACCCAGAGCAAUACUCACUGAUCCACACUGCGUAUUCAGUGGCCUUGAGAGGCUUACUAUGGGACAGUCUUUGAGAGAGCAAUAGCAAGAAGUCCUAUUCUUAUUUUUCAGAGAGAGCUGUCAGAUAGCAUUGUUUUUGUUUUUUUGUUCUAAGAAAAAAAAUUAAAAAGAGGAAACCCUUUUAGUACUCCUUGAUUGUGAUAGAGCAUUUUAUAUUGUAAAACUUUUAGAAGAGAAAACAUAGGAAAUGGCAUUUUGAAUAUUUUGCAAAGAUGUUCUUAAGUGUGCAUAUGGUAAUGUAAAAUGUCCUGCACUCACUGCCCCCUCUUCCUUCCCACAAGCGGUUGCAUCGCCACUUCCACAAACUUCCCUGCUGAGUUGACAUUAUUAACUGUCUCCCAUGUGAGUGGAUUCAAAUACUUAACCUUCUUCAGUGGCAGAAUAAUUUGAUCGGCUGCAAAGACAAAGAUAUUCAAUGUUAACCGUAUAACGUUUCACAGAAACUGUCCAAUCGAAAGGCUUACAGGCCUGUAUGUACACACAAAAGAAAGAAUGACCAACUGUUGAUUGUUGUACUGUGUAAAUUACUUGCAUGAAAUCACUCCCUAGAUUAUUUUAUUUUAUUUCUUGGCUGUAAUCUUCAUUGUUCUAGAGGUCUACAUGAAUUUUAAGUUAUCAGAUUGACCUAUACUGAUACCCAUCAGUGUACUGAAAUUUUAUAUUCGUAGAAGGAAGCACUGAUGUUUUGUUGUACGAGUACCUGUACUAAAAUUAAAUUGAUUUAGUGUUACAAUUUUAAUUUAGAA